AAUUGUUCAACAAAAAGUCAAUUACAACUGGCUGUAUGUCCUGAAAACUGCUUUGAAGUCAUGUCAGUUUUGAAGUCUGCUGGCGACUCCUCUAAGUUGAAAGCGGAGGCUGAUGUUUUGUCCGGAAGUUUUUUACAGGACGAUGAAGGAGGUGGUCUGAACAAACACAAGGAGGAGAGUGCUCGAGCAGUCAACGCUCUAACGCUGUCACAAUUGUCAAAACAGCAUCAACAGUCUGCCUACCCGUUAGAACAUGACUUGCAACACAAAUCAAAUUCCACAAUUUCCGACCAGUUACCCAAUGAACCCUUUUCUAAUCAUAUCUCCACAGUUGGAGACAAAUACUGGGCCAACCCAGAGGACUUUCUCAAUCCCCCGCCAUCUCCACUCCUGUGCCAAACUAAAUCAAGAGAUUAUAUCGGUGGAGAAAGUAAAGAAACAAUUUCUACCGUUACUACAACUGCUGCUGAUGGACAAGUUAAAACGGAGGAGAGUGCAGAUAACAAGCUGGUUGAGCACGAUGAAGCACAGGUUGGAAAUUACAUGGGAUCUGCUUCCUCGGGUGAAGAAGGACUGUUUUCGGAGCUCAAAAAUGGACUGAGCAGUAUCACGAGUGGUGAUGUAGUUGGGCGUCAAAAGUGUCCCAGUCAAAACAACAACAACAAUGAAUGCAGAGACGAAACAGGUUCGAAGUUGUCCUCUGAUCUUUUGCUGUACAAAACGGAAGCACCAAAAAUAGACGAGGCGUCAUCAUUUGAAAUUUCCCAGAAAAGGAGAAGAUUAGAAGAAGAUAUAUCGACAAAAGCUGCAUUAACUGAGUAUCGAACAGAACCAGAUAACUACGAUAACUCCCAUCUACGGUACCACCACAGCAAUACUGAGGCUCGUGUAUCUCAACACUCGCAAUUGCAAUCACAUUACAUAUCACAACGAACUGGAACACCAACUUUAUCAUCUGCAGAACACGUGUCAGAUUCCUCAAGCACAAAUCCAACACAAUCAGAAUGCAAUACAGUGAAUUCCGAUUGUGGCGAUAUCAACGGGAUACCAACAUCAAAAAUAUCGAACACACAAAGACCAGCAUUACUGGAGGACAGUAGUAUAAUCCGUAGGAGCAACAAUAGUAAUUGUCACAAGCAUGAAUUCUCGACAGAAGUUAACGCGCAGUACUACAAGAUAAUAAAUGACGAGCCAAUAGUCAAUGAUAUAACUUCCAAUUCAAAUUUACAUCUCCAAUCCGACUCGAACAAUUCAAAUUCAAACACCUUACGACUGUUACAACAACCUCUUCCCUUGCCCCGUAUCGCUACUCAAUCAUCUUCAUCAUCAUCAUCUCACCACUCUUCGUCUUUUAUCAACAUGAUCGCCAACGGAGUACCAACCUCAGUCAACGGAAUGGGUGGCACAGAUGCCUCUCGUGACUUCUCGUCCCCCAAAGCACCCCCACCCCUUAUCUACUCGGAACUAUCGGGAGUCCCAGCAGCAUCUGUGUCUUCCGAGGACGCUCUCCUCGUUUGUUCCUCCAUGUCGGCUGAUUCGGCAUCUGUUUUGAGCAAUCCUUAUUACUCUGCUCAUAUGCAUAAUGAGAUGCUUCUAGCAGGGGGUGGUCUGGUCAAUGGAGUGGGGCUCUCCGUGUCUCCCACGGAUGAUCUGGAUCCGUAUGCCGCAGCUGCGGCCGCCGCCUUUUACGCUUCCGCAGAUGCUGCUGGCUACAUGAACGGGGUUGGUGUGGGCGGCAAUGGGGUGAAUGUGGGUGGGGGUGUUGCUGGGGGAGGGGACUCGGGAGUGGGUGGCACUGGCCUACCUCCAAUGUCUUCCUUCCGCAGUCCCUUCAAGAGCAACGGCGCACCCAGCCCCGCCUCAGAACAAAAACUGCUAGCUAUGUACCCCCCUGAGCAGAGGCCGGAUGGUCUGGUCGGCAGUCCACCGCCACUCUCCGCCAUGUGGGCACACCACCCCAUGCAUCCCUCCCAAUUCAUGCUGAGAGACGGCAGCCACGUGUUGGACGAGAGUGGAACAGCCUACAUGAUGACUUCAGCUGCACACCACGACCCCUACUCUGGUAUGGCCCUUCUACCCCACUCGGGUCACAGCCAUGGCCCCACUCCCACUGGAACCCCCCACCCACAUCCAGCAUCAGCAGCAGCCGCCGCUCACUAUCUCGGGGGAGGUCAUCACCACCCGGGAACUCAUCCACUCCUAGAUGGUCACCAUACGAAUCACGCGGCCGGUCUGUCUGCGGCCGCAUCGGGCACCCACGGUCACCUGCCAGGGGGUGCAUCCGGAGUAGGGGGAGGGGGAGCUUAUCUGAGCCCCACCUCCCACGCCAACCCCCUCUCCCUCUCUUUGCAACAGGGCACGAGCGGGGGCACAGGCAGCGACAACGGACUCUCCUCCCCCAACUCAGUGACAGUGUCGGAGGACAACAGUCCAAACGGGGGAUCGGGCGGCUCCAAGUCCAAGGGCCGCAAUGCCAAAGCAAGGAAGGCAACCGAGGCGCCGGAGGAUCCGAACGAGGACCCAAUGAUGAAGCAGGAGCGGGAGAGGGAGAGGCGCCACGCGAAUAACUCCAGAGAGAGGAUCAGAGUGCGAGACAUCAAUGAGUCUUUCAAGGAGCUGGGCAGGAUGUGUAGCAUGCACCUGCACACGGACAAGGCCCAAACAAAGUUGACCAUUCUACACCAAGCAGUCAGCAUCAUCUCACAAUUAGAAUCACAAGUCAGAGAGAGAAAUCUGAACCCGAAGGCGGCCUGCCUAAAGAGGCGAGAGGAAGAGAAAAACGACAGUGACAUGAGCAUGCGUGCAGCCGGUCUACCACCGGUGCCACCCGCCACUGCCGCGGCCGCCCACGCACUCAAUGCCGCAGCUGCUGCCGCUGCAUCCGCCAACCCCAUGCAACAGCUGCAGUCACAGCAACACGGGGGUAAACCAGGUAGCCAGCAGACCCUCAGCUCCAGUCCGCCUCUUUCUCUCUCCUCCUCCCAACUGGCGCUGCACCCGGCCGCCACCGGAGGUCCAGACCCCUACUCCCUCACACCCCCUCACAUGUACCACCACCCCCACCAUCCAGCAAGCACCAGUCUAGCCUCAUACGAGUCGGCCGCCGCCCUCGAAGCACAAGCAGCAGCCGCAUCCUACCACAACGCCAUGGCAGGAGUCAGUGCCGCAGCAGCGGGUGGCUCCGUCGCGGCUGCAGCCUACUUGUCCGGUGCGAGACAAGGUCAGCAGGACCUGACAUCCCAACAUUUAGCCACGUCAGUUCACGAACAGUAUCUUCCCACAUCUAUGCCAAAUUCUUACCGAUCAGACCCACUCCUCAUUGGCUGAACGAACUGAGCAAUCACGUCUGGGUUAAACAAGUAGAUUGAGACUUACGCGAUAAACUUGAUUUCCGCUUCGUGUCCCGAGUCUGACCAAAACUAAUAUUUGCCUCAAUUUUCUAUGAAUUUUUCUUUUUCGAACUCCAUUUAAAAUUAAUCCAAAUUGAAGGCGCUUAAAGUUUAGAAAGCAAUGAAUUUUAUGUGCGGGCGAAAGGCUACGCGUUUUACGUGUAAAGCCUAUGUGUAUUACUUAAACUUACUCUUUAUUAAUGGACAGCGCUAUAUAUCUUUCACACGUUUCCUGAAGUUAUGAAAGUUACGAAUGAAUGUGUUAUGUGCAUUAAAUUGACUUACUCUUCUCAUAACUGGAAACGUCUGACCCUAAUAAAGUGACCUUUAUAAAUGAAAGUGGACUCAUUGUUUUAAUGCGGUAGAGUUACAUAAAUUGUGUAUUUAAAACUAAAUUGGCUCAAUUCAACAUUAAUGGCCUCC
Molecule: messenger RNA, 3812 nt
Organism: Symsagittifera roscoffensis
Lineage: Eukaryota; Metazoa; Xenacoelomorpha; Acoela; Convolutidae
Exons: 12
Coding region: 61-3327 (1088 amino acids)
Biological process (GO): regulation of transcription by RNA polymerase II
Cellular component (GO): chromatin; transcription regulator complex
Molecular function (GO): protein dimerization activity; RNA polymerase II cis-regulatory region sequence-specific DNA binding; DNA-binding transcription factor activity, RNA polymerase II-specific
Source: RefSeq, a predicted model, not a curated record